This is a messenger RNA of Alosa sapidissima (American shad), 6517 nucleotides long. It is a transcript of the gene git1, whose product is annotated as G protein-coupled receptor kinase interacting ArfGAP 1. Gene Ontology annotation, molecular function: GTPase activator activity; protein binding. NCBI's taxonomy places the organism in Eukaryota, Metazoa, Chordata, Actinopteri, Clupeiformes, Clupeidae. The record is from RefSeq and is a predicted model, not a curated record. The transcript is spliced from 21 exons. Bases 494 to 2857 code for a protein of 787 amino acids. Gene Ontology annotation, biological process: brain development; regulation of ARF protein signal transduction.
UGAGCAUAGAGCGCCACAGCAGCACCGCGACAGAGUGGGAACGGCACCACCUACAUGAAAGUGCCAUGCAUUUUAAUAUGCCGUGUGUUGGGUGCAUCUGUGAAUACUUUUAUGACCCCCACCCUUUUUCUUGUCAAUGUAAAAGUGGACGUGUUCGAAUUGGAGGCUGGAGCUAUAACUUAGCAUGAGAAACAAUCCAAGUGUAGCCUGCCAGAAGUCCUGAAAUAGCCAGAGGACCAGCAACCUUUGUUCUUGCAUUUUUUCCUUUCCGUCCUUUCCUCGUAGUGAAGUAACAUAAGGCAUUGUUUCAUGAGCUAAACAAGGCGAAAGGUAGCAAGAACAGGGGGUGACAGCCCGGAAUACCACAGUUCUCGUCGCCGGCUUCCGGGGAUUCGGGACGGCAUCAGACAACUGCAGACGUCGCUCUUGGGAAGGGCGAGCAUCAACACUGAGGAAUAAUCUGGAUAGUCACGGAUAAAGUAAACUUGGGGAAAUGUCUAGGAAAGUCCAAAGAAGCGAAGUAUGUGCGGACUGCAGUGCGCCAGACCCAGGGUGGACCAGCAUUAACAGGGGGGUGCUGAUCUGUGAUGAAUGCUGCUCAGUGCACCGCAGCCUGGGGAGACACAUAUCCAUCGUCAAGCACCUGCGGCACAGUGGCUGGCCCCCUGCGCUGCUGCAGAUGGUGCAGACCCUGGCCAGUAACGGUGCGAACUCCAUCUGGGAGCACUCCCUGCUGGACCCUGCACAGGUGCAGAGUGGACGCAGGAAACCCAACCCACAAGACAAAGUCCAUCCCACAAAGUCAGAGUUCAUCCGUGCCAAGUACCAGAUGCUGGCGUUCGUCCAUAAGCUGCCCUGUCGUGACGAUGACGGAGUCACCACCAAGGACCUGAGCAAGCAACUGCACUCCAGUGUGAGGACGGGUAGCCUGGAGACGUGUCUGCGGCUGCUGUCUCUGGGGGCGCAGGCCAACUUCUUCCACCCGGAGAAGGGCACCACCCCUCUGCACGUUGCUGCCAAGGCAGGGCAGGUGUUGCAAGCGGAGCUGCUGGUGGUCUAUGGAGCGGACCCUGGAGCCCCAGACAUCAACGGUCGCACGCCUAUAGACUACGCCAGGCAAGCAGGCCAGGUGGAGCUGGCUGAGCGACUGGUGGAGUGUCAGUACGAGCUCACAGACAGACUGGCCUUCUACCUGUGUGGACGGCGCCCAGAUCACAAGAACGGGCAUUACAUCAUCCCACAGAUGGCUGACAGAGCUCGCCCUAAGUGCCCGACGCAGAGCUUGGACCUCUCUGAGCUGGCCAAGGCGGCCAAGAAGAAGCUUCAAGCGCUGAGUAACCGACUGUUUGAGGAGCUGGCCAUGGAUGUGUAUGAUGAGGUGGACCGACGUGAGAAUGACGCUGUGUGGCUCACGACUCAGAACCACAGCACCCUGGUGACGGAGCGCAGCGCCGUCCCCUUCCUGCCUGUCAACCCCGAGUACUCAGCCACACGCAACCAGGGCCGUCAGAAGUUGGCGCGCUUCAACGCCCGUGAGUUUGCCACACUCAUCAUCGACAUCCUGAGCGACGCCAAGAGGCGGCAGCAGGGCAAAGGCCUGAGCAGUCCCACUGAGGCACUGGAGCUGGACCAGGCGGACGACGACCAGCAUGACUACGACAGCGUAGCCUCGGACGAGGACACGGACAGCGAGCUGGCCACGCAGAACAACAGCAACACGCAGCGCAACAACCGGGCCAAGAGUAUGGACUCAUCAGAUCUGUCGGACGGGCCCAUCACCCUGCAGGAGUAUCUGGAGGUAAAGAAGGCCCUGGCGUCCUCUGAAGCCAAAGUCCAGCAGCUCAUGAAGGUCAACAACAAUCUGAGCGAGGAGCUGCGCCGACUCCAGAAGGAGAUCACGCGGAUGCAGACGGAGAACAGCACGCUGCGGGGGUGUCAGGCCGGCGGGACGGCCAUGUCGGGAGCAGGGGGCAGCGGCGCGGGGCUCUGGUCGGCCGGGGGGAUGCGGACGGGUGGGGGAGGGGGAAUGGGCAGCGGAGGAGGAGGGAUGGGCAUAGCGGGCGGAGGGGGAGCCGGGGGCAUGGGUCUGGGUUGCACCAUCACCAGCACCAACGCCACCACCACCGCCACCGGCAUGCCCCUCCGCCGGGACCGGCAGGCCUUCUCCAUGUACGAGCCCGGCGCCGCUGCCCCCAAGCCCUUCAGCCCCGCAGACUCCCAGUCCGGCCGCCUGCAGUCCCUCAACCCCUCCAGUGUGCGGAAGGGCCCAGGUGGCCCCAGUCCCUACGGAGGCCAGCAUCUCUCAGCCUCCACUGAGGUGGGCAGGUACAUGGUCCCCAAAUCAGAGAAGCACGGUAGCGGCACGGACAGUGACUAUGACAACACCCAAACAUACGACGUCUCACUAGGCAGGGCGGGCCGCAGUAGUGAAGAGGAGAGCCGCACCGAGCUGGACGAGGAAGGGGGUGAGCCGGACCCCACGCUGCCCUGCACGGAGGACGUCAUCCUGAAGACGGAGCAGGUGACCAAGAACAUCCAGGAGCUGCUGAGAGCCGCCCAGGAGUUCAAACAUGACAGUUUUGUCCCAUGUUCUGAGAAGAUACACACAGCAGUCACAGAAAUGGCCUCUCUUUUCCCUAAGCGGCCUGCGCUGGAUGCGGUGCGCGGCUCGCUGCGUCUCCUGUUGGCCAGCGCAUCACGGUUGCAGGUGGAGUGCCGCAAGGCCGCGCCCUCAGACCCUUCCGCCGUCACCGUGGACUACCAGCUCCUCACGCAGCAGGUCAUUCAGUGUGCCUACGACAUCGCCAAGGCCGCCAAGCAGCUGGUCACCAUCACCACCCGUGAGAAGAAGCAGUGAGGCAGCCCCGCCAACAGGGGGCAGCCAAAGGGUUUUGGGGGAUGGGGAAGGGGAGGGGUGAGCAGAAGGAGAGAUGGAGAGAAGAGGAAACACUCGUGACUGACAGACAGAGAGAGAACUGCAGGAAGAGAGAAAAUGGGGGUAGAAAGGGCAGUAGCUGUGUGAGGAGCUGGGAAUGGGGGGAGAGAUGGAAAGAGUGUCCUGAAUGGAGAGAGAGAGAGAGAAGAAGGGAUGCGAGGAGCGAAAAAAAGAAAAACAUAAUCAUGACGCUAAAUGCAGCUAUCACUACAGAUGGGGUGGGGAGGGAGAGGCAGAGGACUGCCAGCGCAGGCACUCGAGGAUGCGGAGACGGCACGGCACACAAGAGGCAGAAACCCCCCCCCCCCCCCCAAACGGGUCGGCUCUUAAUCAUCUCACUGAAUCUCACUCGACCACUCGGUCCCGAUCCGUUCUGUAGGUGGGAUCCGUUCCACCGCGCCCCAAAAAACACUUACAAGACUCUCUCUUUCCACACACACACACACACACACACACACACACACACACACACACACACACACACACACACACACACAAGCAUGCUGGCUCGCUCACAGCCUGACUCUGGGGGCCAGGGCACAGACACUGCAUCUCUUUGGGGCCACAGACAGACAAGCACUCCCAGUCACACUAAAGAGAAGCGCAGUUACGGGCCCCCACUGGUGCAGAGUGUGUGCAUCUGGGUGUGUGUGUGUGUGUGUGUGUGUGUGUGUGUGUGUUUCCUGGCAUUGUUGAGGGUGGGAGGUUUGUCACCAUUUUAUUUUGUCUUUUUAUUUCUGUUGUUCUCUUUAUUGAUGCCGUUCCGUUGGCCUGUACCUCUUGGGACAAAAUGUACUGACUUUGAAAAAAAGCAGACACUUACACUGGAAUUGUUAUUGUAUUAUUAUUGUUAUUAUUACUAUAGUUUUGUAUUAUUGUUACUGUUUAUCGAUGCUAUUGUUUCUUUUGUUUGUUUUUUGACUGACUGUAUCACUGAGGAUUUGUUUGUUUGUGUUAUUUUUCUCUUCAAUCUUCAUUUGGGUUUCAUAGUCAAGAGUUGGACAGGGAGGUGGUAGCGGAGUCUCAAGAUGGGGACAUUUCCCAGUCGGCCUCUGCUUCCUAUGUCCUGUAUCUCGGCCACACUAACCUGUGAGAGGACGCUCAAAGUUCAGUGGAACACUCCCAUUCCUGCAGAGAGACAUUGUGGUGGAGUUUCUGUUGAUUUAUUAUUUUGUUUGUUUGUUUGUUUUCUGUUCUGUUGGUUCAUUUUAGUUUUAUUCGUUAUGUAUUCAGUACGUGUUUGUUAUUUGACAUGCGGUUGAACAAUAGCCAAAGGAGAAAGGGGAAUGGGUCGGAUAUUUCUCAUGUCAACGUCUCCCCCUUUUGAGCACAAGGACAAUGGUUUCUGUAUGGUCUUAGGAGGAAAAGAAAAACAAAACACUAGCAAUUGAUGUCAGAAGCAUUAUGUUACACUCAGAAGAGACCACAGCACUAGCUACACUGAUAGGACGCUCAUCUCAAAAUCCAUAACAUAACGGGAUCAUUUUAAACCGGUAGAUUUACUUGUCUAGUUGUACGCUGGUUAGUCUUAUCUGCCUUGUAGUGCAAGCAAGAUUGGGAGCAGUGAACAUUUGUAUUUUUAGUUGUUGUUUUUUUCUGUUCUUUUCUUCUGGAACCCUUUGCCUUCUUUGUGUCUAGCCAAGUGAACGUGGCCGUUUUUUUGUGGGAACUCUUUACUGUCAUUUUCGCUCCUAUCACCAGGACCACAAGCCUCCUCUGACUGGGCUUUCACUGCAACAGAGUUUCAACUCCCUUAAAGCACACACAAGUCUGCCACAUCAGCAUGGACAUGAAUGAAAUGUACGUCAGAGAUAAUCCAGUCCUUGCAUUCGUUUCUUGAAUGAACUUUUAAAAAAGAGACGAUAGGGGAAAAAAAAUAAGCUAAAAACGCAAGUGAAUGUUAAUGGAGAGAGGCGCCUGCUGUAGCUCCCUUGCUGGGAGCAAAGGUCACCUCCUUACAGAGCAGAAAUAGCCUGUUUGCUGCCCUCUGGAGAAACCUUUUUGAAACAAUCUUCCUUAAAUUGUGAACUUCUGUGUGCCAGACUGUUUCCCCUUUUUUGUUUUUGCGACACUGAUUGAGUCAUCUGUAAAAGGUUGCAUUGUCACCUGAGGGGAACAGAUUGGAGUUUGUUUGCCCAUUCGAGAAAAAUUCAGCUGUGUGUUGAUAGAAGGUGGAUCAUGAUCGUCAUACAGCCAUGCUCAUUCACACCCAUGUGGUCCCCAUUAGCACUGCAGCUAUUGGUAUCUCAGUUAGGCACUUCUAGACGAGUUCAGUAUUGCAACAUUAAGAUAAAGAAUUUGUUUUUCUCCUUUUUUUGUUCUAAAGACAGUCAUUCAAAAUGGCCUUAAGAUCUUGCUGUGCUUCUCAUGUCUUCCGUCAGCCAAUUAAUCCUAUACAGUCUUCUUUCCUGCCAAAUUCUGAGCUUAUUUUCAAAGUUUUUUUUUUUUUUUUUUUGCUGUUUUCUACAUGUAGGGAAUGCGACUUGUGUCCUUUUGAUUUUCAUCUUCCUUAUAAAUCAGUGUCAAAAUGUAAAGAAAGAUUGUCUUAGAGAAAAUAUAUGAUCAUUAUUGCCUUUGCACAUCUGCUAGUUUAGCUGUACCUUUGGCCACCUCAUGCCUGGAGUUCAUUGGCUCUGCACCCCCGCUACGAUGAUAAUGUAUGAUUGGCCUGGACGUCUUCCCCUGCUUCCUUCUUUACCUCCCAUGAACAAAACCAUAUAGAAUAGAGACAUAUAUAAAUAUAUGAGACUUAUAUUUUCACAAUAUUUUUUAAUCAAGCUAAAUGUUUAAAAUAUGUUUUCUUGUUUUGGGGAGAUCUUUUACCUCUUUCUUUGUUUGCCUUGGUGGACCUCGGGGCUAGAGUUAGGGGUCUGGAUCGAGGUCCACCACAGGUGAAGCACUAAUCAUCUCACCGCCAUGGGACAGUGGUUGCCCCCUACCCCACCUUCUUAUUCCCCAACCUACUCUGGGGUGCGUUUCCCAAAGCCAUAGUUGCUAACUAAGUUAGCAACUUUUGUUGGUUGCAAUCCAAUUUCUCAUUGCCAACCAACUAAGUUGCUAACAGGUUAGCAACUAUGGUUUUGGGAAACGCACCCCUGGUGGAUAGUUCAUGUCCAGUGACUGAGCUAAUGGGAUUAUCUUAGAUAGGCGGUAAGAGGCCUUGAAAUUAGUCUGUGUCUGUGGGCUCAAGGAGCUGACAAAAAUGGUCGGUUAGACAGUACGUCGGUCAGUCUGAUGUGACACAGGGGCAAGACAUCUCAGCUGUGGAAAACAGCCCCGUUCCACACACCCCAGCUGGCCCCGUCUCAUCAACUCCCCACACACACACUCACAUACAUCCCCCCGUGCAGACAGGUGCACUGCACUUCACGCUUUCACUGUUUCCUGUGUGUGCAUCUAUCUCACAGCUCUUCUAGUGGGAGAAACAUGACAUGGUGAUGGGAGAAACUCUUCACGCAGAGGUGAACUGUACAAAAUAAAAACAAAACAUAGAAACAACUCAAGAUGAAGCAAAAACAACGGAAUCUUAAUAGAAACUCGUAAGCUGUACAUUUGUAAUAAAUAAACAAACAAGCAAAAAAA